AUAAAUAAAUGUAAUAGUACACAGAAAAACCUUCGAAUUAUUUUUUUAAAAAAAUGUAGCGAUGGUCAUAAUUGCGGUCGUUAGAAAGACAAAUAUUUUCUGAGGUGUUAGGCGGUGUGAAAAUGAGAACCACCACUGCUCGCAGAGCCGGAUAGCGGGUUGCCAUGGUGGUGGCCAAGGGAGGCUGUGAACAUCUCGUAUACCAGGAAUAAUUCAGCUACUUGUACUCUCCCACAGCUUCUGUUUUGCUUUUAUUAUUAGUAAACAGAUAACGCUAGCUUGGAAGCAUCAAUUAUGUGCUUGCUGCUUGGUGCAACCGGCGUAGGAAAAACGCUUCUACUAAAACGGCUGCAGAAACUUUGUCAACGGAAGGUGCCUGCUAACCUUACCGAUUUAGGCGAACCACCCUCUACUUUGCCAACGGUGGGCACCAACCUCACAGAUCUGACGCUGAGAAAGAGGAGCCUGACUAUAAGAGAAUUAGGAGGCUGCAUGGGCCCAAUCUGGCCUAGCUAUUACACAGACUGCACAACUGUUAUUUAUAUGGUGGAUUCUGCCAACAUCACACAGAUUUCUGCCUCCUGUGUCCAACUGUUGAAUGUUCUUGCUGCUGAACCACUUCAGACUGCCUCUGUGCUUGUGCUGUUUAACAAGAGGAUGGAUGACAUCAUUGCCUGUGCCCCUCAGUCCAUCACGACUUUGAAGCUCAGUGCUCGGACUGGCGAGGGCCUUGAGGAGGUGCUCAAAUGGCUGGACUCGUUGCAACCCGCUUGAGCUGAACUUUGCACAAGUCUCAAAAAAGACAAUGAUGCCAUCAUAAAAACAAGAACACCAUUACACGUCAUAGAAACAUCAGGCUUAAGGAAAAUGCUUGGGGGCUGAUGUUUUUCUAAGGUUGCAUCAUGUUCCUGCUCAGCUGUAAUUCUGUUUUCCUCUGACAGAGAAGCAGUGGUCAGCUCUACCUUAUUCAUGAAAGCAUGCUCCCAAGCACUGAUGUAAGGAGGAGGUCACUGAUUUCAGUCUUGCCUUGAGGGCUGUAAGGAUGCUAAGUUCAAGCUGUGGUUGUGUGAUUCACAACCACAUGGUAAAUUCUGUUGAUGCAUGUCUAAGAUGGAUGCUAUUUUAAGAAGUUUUGUCUUUUUUUUUUCUAAACAGAAAGAUUACUGUUGGAUUAAAUUACAUUGUUUUUAUGGACCUGAACAUUAGUCAUUUUUGUUUUUGUCAGCAUUAAAAGUGUGAUCAGUAUUUCAAGAUAGAGUAAGUAAUGCAGCACAUUACCCACAACCAUUAAGGAAACUAAUUCUGCCCAAUGCCAAAAUAAGUGUCAGAUCCAAGUUGCUUUUACAUUCCUAUAUUUGAGAAAUACUUCAUAGGUAACAGUCUCCCAUUUAUACAUUUCAUCAGUGUUGCUUUGAUUCACGCUAAAUUCCAUAGUAAAUUCAUUCCCUUUACUGACGCAUGUUCAUUUAGCAGCUAAUUUCAAUGGCCAUUGGGGGGGGGGGG
Molecule: messenger RNA, 1503 nt
Organism: Electrophorus electricus (electric eel)
Lineage: Eukaryota; Metazoa; Chordata; Actinopteri; Gymnotiformes; Gymnotidae
Source: RefSeq, a predicted model, not a curated record